Molecule: messenger RNA, 1813 nt
Organism: Formica exsecta
Lineage: Eukaryota; Metazoa; Arthropoda; Insecta; Hymenoptera; Formicidae
Gene: Hmx
Product: homeobox protein Hmx
Exons: 3
Coding region: 17-1813 (598 amino acids)
Biological process (GO): regulation of transcription by RNA polymerase II
Cellular component (GO): nucleus
Molecular function (GO): DNA-binding transcription factor activity, RNA polymerase II-specific; RNA polymerase II transcription regulatory region sequence-specific DNA binding
Source: RefSeq, a predicted model, not a curated record
UGGACAGGCACGUAGAAUGUCCGGCGAGACGGAGAUCGAGGUGUCGGUUGUGUCGGAGGAGGAUCUAGAACUGGAGGGCUCCAGGAGCAGUUCCACGCCGGCGGAGCUGCUGCUGCAGGAGAAGAACGGCAAAUCCGGCUGCGGCCUGAACAAUCACCAUCACUCAUUUAGCUUCGACUCGGUCAGCAAGCCGGCGCUCAGGCCCGCCUGCAAUCCGCAGUACACGUCCUUCAGUAUCUCCAGCAUCCUCGGCAGACCGGAAUCGCCGCCCGUCGAUUCGACAACGUCCACGGGUUCCGGGGAGAGACAGUCGUCGGACGUCGACAGGACGUCGCCGCUGCCGCCGACGAACUCGCAAAACUCGCAGAGGGUUCCGCCGUCCUGCGGCAGCCCCGGCAGAGUCUCGUCCUCGCCAACGUCCCUGAGACUGUCCGGCGGCCAGCGCGGUAUCCCCGCGACCGGUCACGCCGGCUUGGAGUCCAGAGCCAAUUCCGCGAGUAUCGGUAUCGGAUGUGCUACCAGUGCUACCAGUCCGGCUACGACCUUCUCGCCGCCCGGCGACGCUUCCGCCAAUCCACUACUGGGACACCAAGCGUCAGCAGAUCUCGCGAUGUUAUCAAGAUUGAUAGCAAGCCGAUACCCGGUCGGCAUCGGCGGCUUGUUCUACCCGUCGACGCUGCAGCAUCUCCAUCAGCAUCAGCAGCAGCAGCAUCAGCAUCAUUCGCGACUGGCCGCCGCGGCGUCGUCCGCUCUCAGUAAUGCCGUGCAGGUUGCCGGCCAGUCGCCGGACAUCGUCGACGCCGACGGUAUCCGUGGCGUCCUCCUCGGCGGCGCCGGCUGGCCAUUUCCGUGGAGGCCGACGCACAGCUUGCAGACGCUCGAGCAUCCUUCGCCGAGCGACGUGGUCGGCACCCUCAGCCGGGUUAGUCCCGCGUCCGCAUCUUUCCCGCAGCGAGACGAACUCGACGAUGACAAUGGCGACGAUCGUUUGCACCGUGCGAGGAGUCCGUCGAGCGGCGACGAGGUUCACGACGACCUCGGUGAAGCGGACGAUUGUGCAGACGCCGACGUCGAAGGCGAAUCCACUUCGACGAGUCUUCACGGUACUUCGGCGGGCGGCGGUGGUGGCGGCAAUAGUGGCGGCGGUAACAACAACGGCGGCCAGAACAACGUGCAGGUCGGCGUGGACGGUCGCGAAUCGAACAGCAUAAAGCGCAAGAAGAAGACCAGGACGGUAUUCUCCAGGUCGCAAGUUUUCCAAUUGGAGAGCACGUUUGACAUGAAGCGUUACCUCUCGUCGUCGGAGCGAGCCGGUCUCGCGGCUUCACUCAGGCUCACCGAGACCCAGGUGAAGAUCUGGUUCCAAAAUCGACGAAACAAGUGGAAGCGGCAGCUGGCCGCCGAGCUGGAGGCGGCGAAUAUGGCGCAUGCCACUCAGAGGCUGGUGAGGGUGCCGAUUCUGUAUCACGAGGCGUCGGCCGGCACCGCCACGUCCGCCGGCGUUUCUGUAUCGGUGACGGCGCCUGGACCACCGGGUCCACCGCCGCCAUCAUCGGUCGGCGCGACCUCCGCCUUGUCGCAUUCGGUCGGCGUCGGCGUGGGUGUCGGCGUCGGCGUCGGAGUCGGCACCUCGUGCGCGCCCACCACGGCGCAGCCCAUCUUCUACUCCCAUCACCAUCAGCACCACCAUCACCAUCCGGCGGCGGCCCACGUGCAGGCGCACAGUCUCCUGUCCCACCAGGUGCACCCGCAACCGCCACCCCCACCCCCGCCGCCACCCAACGGCCAACCACCGCGGACGUCCUCGCAAUAA